Molecule: messenger RNA, 2226 nt
Organism: Piliocolobus tephrosceles (Ugandan red Colobus)
Lineage: Eukaryota; Metazoa; Chordata; Mammalia; Primates; Cercopithecidae
Gene: PEX10
Product: peroxisomal biogenesis factor 10
Exons: 6
Coding region: 165-1340 (391 amino acids)
Biological process (GO): protein import into peroxisome matrix
Cellular component (GO): peroxisomal membrane
Molecular function (GO): zinc ion binding
Source: RefSeq, a predicted model, not a curated record
UGGCUUCUCGGGACCACCUGAACUCACGGCUAUGGCCCCGGCCGCCGCCAGCCCCCCGGAGGUGAUCCGCGCGGCGCAGAAGGACGAGUACUACCGCGGUGGGCUGCGGAGCGCGGCGGGCGGCGCCCUGCACAGCCUGGCGGGUGAGGGCCGGGCGCGGCCGGAUGUCCUCGCAAGCGGCCCAGGGGGAGUUGCCCCUCAUGGAGGCGGGGUGUCCACCGUGUGUGGUCACCGUCGCCUGGGCCCGUCCCACCACGUGGGACCCGGCAGUCUCCUUCGCCUGCCCUGCGGCCAUUCAGGGAUGUGCGGGGCACCUCUUGCCCUCCCUGCCCAGGUGGCCCCAGAGGCACAGGCCGCAGACACCGCGGGGGACCUGCGUGGGCCUCCAGUUCCCGCCCCAGCCCUUCCCGUCCCCAGGUCAGGGCAGGUCCAGCUGUGGCCAGCGGCUGGGGAAGGCUCUGUCCCCUCCAGGUGCGAGGAAGUGGCUGGAGUGGAGGAAGGAGGUUGAGCUGCUCUCAGAUGUGGCCUACUUUGGCCUCACCACACUUGCAGGCUACCAGACCCUGGGGGAGGAGUACGUCAGCAUCAUCCAGGUGGACCCGUCACAGACACGUGUGCCCUCCUGGCUGCGCCGUGGCGUGCUGGUGACGCUGCAUGCCGUCCUGCCCUACCUGCUGGACAAGGUCCUACUCCCCCUAGAGCAGGAGUUGCAGGCUGAUCCUGAUGGUGGGCGCCCUUCGCAGGGGAGCCUGGUGCCAGGCGGGCGUGGCUGCUCAGGGGUGCGGCGCUGGGUGCGUCGCCACGCGGCCACCCUGACUGAGCAACAGAGGAGGGCGCUGCUGCGGGCGGCCUUCGUCCUCAGACAGGGCCUCGCCUGCCUCCAGCGGCUCCAUGUUGCCUGGUUUUACAUCCACGGUGUCUUCUACCACCUGGCCAAGAGGCUCACAGGGAUCACGUACCUCCGUGUCCACAGCCUGCCCGGAGAGGACCUGAGGGCCCGUGUUAGCUACAGGCUGCUGGGGGUCGUCUCGCUGCUGCACCUGGUGCUGUCCGUGGGGCUGCAGCUGUAUGGCUUCAGGCAGCAGCAGCGAGCCAGGAAGGAAUGGAGGCUGCACCGCAGCCUGUCUCACCGCAGGGGCUCCCUGGAGGAGAGAGCCGUUUCCAGAAACCCCCUGUGCACCCUGUGCCUGGAGGAGCGCAGGCACCCGACAGCCACGCCCUGCGGCCACCUGUUCUGCUGGGAGUGCAUCACCGCGUGGUGCAGCGGCAAGGCGGAGUGUCCCCUCUGCCGGGAGAAGUUCCCUCCCCAGAAGCUCAUCUACCUGCGGCACUACCGCUGAGCCGGCGCCCAGGUGGGCCUGGACACAGAUGGCUUCUACGCAAGUCUGAACGCCAAGAUUCAGUCUCAAGAUGAACCCUACUUGCACAGGAAUGAGAACAUUCUCACAGGUUUUCUAUCGUGUAAGAUACUAACCCAGCCACCCCGGGAGAGAACAGAAAGCUGUCCCUGACUCUGCUGUCUCAGCCCUGGGAGGGGCGCUAACCCCAACCUGGUAUGACUCAGCCACUUCUUCAGGAAUUUCACUUAUUUGGACAGGAUUUUAGGUUUCCCUCCCUUCCCCAAACCAUACAGUUGAGAAGUAAUUCAGAAGUAGGCCAGAAGACACUUUAUUCAUUUAUAUUGUGAGAAAAUGGUUCCAUCAGGCUUGUGUUAAGGCAAUGGACUGAAUGAGUGCAUGUUGAGUUGGGAUGGGGCACGGGGCCUGGCGGUUUGCUUCAGCCAGUGUGGUGAGAACAGCAGUCCCACGGCCCCCAUCGGAGGCGGUCAGGCUCUUCCCCAGAGUAGCUGGGCAGAGAGAAGCCAACCAAGGUCAGCACCUCCGUCUGAAGCAUUUGGCACACACCUUCAAAACACAUCAAGGCUGCUUCCAGUUUCAGAAAAUAGAAAUCUGCAUCUCAGGCCUGACAUGCACACAGAGCUCUCCUCCUGACCCAAAUGCACUCACGUGCCAGGUCCUGGGGGUUGGGGGGCUGCCGGGGCGCCCAAGCCUUCUCCUGGGGGCCCGCUGGGCAGGCAACCUGCUGACCCAGCGUCACUGCUGUGCUCAGCCCCUCAGCUCGGCCCCAGCCCAUUUCCUGCCUCCAUUUGACAUUUCCAGGUUUUCAAAAUUGUAUUUAACCUGUGCCAGAGACUUCACCAUAGGCAUCUUUAAUAAACUAACUCCA